Molecule: messenger RNA, 1886 nt
Organism: Lactuca sativa (garden lettuce)
Lineage: Eukaryota; Viridiplantae; Streptophyta; Magnoliopsida; Asterales; Asteraceae
Product: putative polygalacturonase
Biological process (GO): carbohydrate metabolic process
Molecular function (GO): polygalacturonase activity
Source: RefSeq, a predicted model, not a curated record
UACGUUUCUAUUUCUUUGUUUUGGGUUUAGUCACUUAAUGGGCAUCAAUCUCAUCGUCACCAUCAUCCUACAAUCACUCUUCCUCCUCUCCAGAUUCUCUCCUUCUUCUUCUUCUUCCUCUUCUUCUUCAAUCGCCACUCGCCACCCAUGAAGAGGCUAGUGGGAUUGCUUUUGCUUGUAGCAGUAAGUAAUGCUAUUGAAGUCUACAGAAGUGUAGAAGAAGGCGAAUGCAAUUCCGAAAGACAUUUGAUUCCUCGACCUCAUAGCGUUUCAAUUUUAGAAUUUGGCGCAGUUGCGGAUGGAAAAACGUUAAAUACAGUCGCCUUUCAAAAUGCAAUCUUUUAUCUCAAAUCCUUCACCGAUAAAGGCGGCGCUCAGCUGUAUGUUCCCUCCGGCAAAUGGCUCACCGGAAGCUUCAACCUUACUAGUCAUCUCACUCUCUUCCUCGAAAAAGACGCUGUCAUUCUUGCAUCACAGGAUAUUGAUCAUUGGAAGGUUAUUGACCCCUUACCUUCUUAUGGUCGUGGUAUGGAUCUCCCCGGUCAAAGAUACCGGAGUUUAAUCACCGGUGAAAAUCUCAGCGACGUUGUCAUUACAGGGGAUAAUGGAACGAUUGAUGGGCAAGGUUCUAUAUGGUGGAAUAGUUUCGAUUCCAAUACUUUGAAUCACAGUCGUCCUCAUAUUGUUGAGUUUAUCAACUCCAAAGAUAUUGUUAUUUCGAAUAUAACCUUCUUAAAUUCCCCUGCCUUUACUAUUCAUCCAGUAUAUUGCAGUAAUGUUCUUGUUCAAAAUAUAACGGCGCUGUCUCCAGCUGAGUCGCCUUACACAAGUGGCAUCGUUCCAGAUUCUUCUGAUAGUGUUUGCAUUGAAAAUAGCAACAUUACAAUGGGUCACGAUGCGAUUUCACUAAAAAGUGGUUGGGAUGAAUAUGGAAUCACAUACGGAAAGCCAACUACAAAUGUUCACAUUAAAGGUGUUCGAUUACAGUCUUUUAAAGGGUCGGCUUUGGCUAUAGGGAGUGAAAUGUCGGGUGGAAUCUCUGAAAUACUUGUGGAAAACGUAAAAUUACACGAUUCCGUUGCCGGAAUCGCGAUUCUAACGUCGAAAGGGCGAGGCGGUUACAUCAAAGGAAUCGUGGUUUCCGAUGUUGAUUUUGAAAACGUUGUUUUGGCGAUUAAGUUAUCCGGUGAUUCCGAUUCUCAUCCCGAUGAUAAGUAUAAUCCGGAUGCGGUUCCGGUGGUAGAAGGAAUCACAUUUAAGAACAUGGUCGGAAUUAAUAUUACAGCAGCCGGGAUUCUUUCAGGGAUUGUUGAAUCCCCGUUUACUUCAAUCUGUCUUUUGAAUCUCUCUCUUGAAUUGAACCCUGAAUUAUCGUCAUCUUCUUCACCAUGGACAUGUUCUUAUGUAUCUGGUUUUUCUGAAAACGUGUCUCCAUUACCUUGUCUUGAACUCCAAACGAUUCCAUUGAAUUCUUCGGUUUGCUUUUCAAAUUCACAUAAUCUUGUUGAUGUUCUAUGAGUUAUAAACAUUCAAAAUCAUUAUCAUUUGUUGGUGGAACAUGUGGAAUGAGGAUCAUAUCGUGUUCUGCUUAAUUUGUUAAAGUCGGAUGAGAAAUCUUUCUUUGAUUCUGAUGCUACUGCUUGCUUAGAUUCAAGCGUACAAGUUCUGGAAGCAGUAAUUAAAGAUGAAUUCUUUCGAAGGUCUGGUUUGUGUACAGCCUUGUUUCGUUUAUUUUAAUGUGUAAGAAAAGUUUUGUAGUGGCUUUUUCUUAUACGUCUCUUAUUCUCAUUCAUCAUGUUAUUCUUCUCGUAUUUUUAUUUUUCUUUGACUGCAUUCCGAAUGUAAAUUUCAUUAUUGGGUUUCGAAUUAAAGAUUGUUAAAUGUUA